AUGGAAGUCACGAGCAGCACACAUACGAAUUCAACCACGAAGCGCCUGAAUGGAGGUAGGCAUAUUCAGAGUCCUCAGAUCCCAACGCAUGCUUUUAAAUGCCCUCAGACGCACUUGGAUGGAAGGUUCAGGCCAUAUCAAUCAUUCAAGGCUGGCAGAUUUGAGGGCCUCGGGAAGCCGGUGCAUACCGACAGACGUGCAACGCUGGGACAUCCACUCGGAUGCAGGCGGGUGGUGUUUCAGGAUCAUAUGUUGACUCGAAUGGAAAGUCUGUACCGUUCGUGGAGCGAAGCUGGAAACACCAUAGACCUCUGCGCCUCGGAUGACACCGAUGCAACCGGCACACUCACUGCACUGCUCAAAGUCUUGUUGAAGGACUGCUCGGAUUCGGCCUGUAACCUGAACGAGGAGGACUGCAAUCUACCUCUCAAGUUAGGCGCUUCUCCUUCGAGUGUGGUCUUGAGCCAUAGCAACUGCUGCCUAUCCCUCUUCAAUUUCCACCUCGACAUCAACACUUCCCAUUCGCCAUUACUACUCAGCUUCUUACCUAGCUCGAAGUCCUGCGUUGACGUCCUCAAGAUCCACAAAGGCGGCUUUCCAAUCUCAGCACCAGAACGACAUCGAAAACACCACUACCAUAGAAAGCAUUCCGCAUUCAGCAUAACAGACCGCGGCGGUCGUGGUGGCGGCCGUAGUCGAGGCGGAAGACACCAAUCCCGCAUUUCUGAUAGGCAGCGCCAACAACUGAACAUGGCGGCGAGUCGUGCAAAGAGUGCUUCUCAAGGUAGUCUUGGUCGCGGCGGCAGUCAAGGCGCAGAUGAUACACUAGCACCAGCAGCUCUUUCUCCACGAGCGUCCUCAGUUCACUACUCCAGAUGUUCCAUUGCCCGAGCGAGAGGUCCUCCACCCUCGACACCCCCAAGAGAGUUCACGCCCGAGAAGCUCCAGCAAGUAGUUCACACUAUCAGCGAAUGUAGAGGCAUACGUAGGAUCAAGAGAUUUUGCACAUACUCCACCACCCGGGAGAGAUUCAAGAUAAUGUCGUUGAGUCUCCUCCCUUCGGAUAAUGCACACUAUCAUGGCUUUCAGUUUUUUACUGUCCGCACAGUGCUGCACAUCGCGCCACUCAAUCAACUUGGCGAAGAGCAGAAAGCCGACCUCGAAGGCCCUAUCGCGAGCAUGCAGGCAAGUCAACUUGCAAAGGCAGAUGAGCCUAACCUAUCAGGCUCUUCAUCCCGACUUCUGUGCACUUUUGCGAUCGACGAGCUCCACUAUGUCGAGGAGUGGAAAGCCUUUCGCGUACACUUUGCGCAACUGUAUACGCUUGGUCUUGGGCUCCGGACCGACACUGCUAGCUUUGGGUGUAUCGCAACGAUGUCUACACCCACGCCCGAGAUUCUGCUUCUAGAGGCAGGCUCCAGUAUAGUUGAUGAUGAGCUAUACAUGACUGAGAUAUUCCGGUCAACUAUUGAUGAGCCAAAUACGACGUGCGUCCUGCAGAAUAUUGCCUUUCGCGAGAAGGGAAAAGAAGAAUGUACAUACUUGUACUUCCUUCUGAAUGAUGCGGUAAGUGAUACUGGCGAAGCCACCCCAGCGAGUAUUUCAAAGACAUUGGUUUUCAGUCGUAGCAAGUUUCGGGAUAUUGUCGACCUCUUCCGCUUCUGGCUGAUCGGGAAGACCAAAGAUUGUCCAGAUCCAGCGAAGCGUUGCAUCAAUGCGCCUGGCGGGCACGAUGUACACGAGGUUGUGCCCUCCUACACCAGCUAUGUCCCACAGCACGACAUGGACCUCCCAUACAGCGGAUUCGCGAAGCUGGAUCCAGUACCUGGUUCAGAAAACUUGGUGAUAUCAAGCCCAGCCUUGGGAUCGUGGUUUCACGAUCCGAAGCCUCGGAGCCCGGAGCUCUCUCGCCGUCUCGGCCGCGGUGGCAGGGAGAUCGAGCACUGUGAGGCCCUCGUGUUCCUGUCAGGCUGGGUAGCCAACAACACCAACAAGAACCCACCACAUGCAACAGUAGAGAAGACAUUCGUUCCUCUUUCCAAUCGACGGCAGCGCGAGAUGGAGAAGCAGCGCAGGUGUCGUGGAGAACUGCUGUGUCUUAUGCUGCCACAUGUACCAAUGGCUCGCACGGCGCUCAGACAUGCAGAGAAUCCAGAGGAGAAUGUCAACGACCUAGGCCACCAGCGCUUUGGCGAUCAUGAGUCGGAAUUUGAGGAGAACGAUGCACCAGACCCAGGGAAGAAGUCGAAGAAGGGUGCGAGCGAGCUCAGCGCAAGCCUCUGCCAGAUCCAAUACGCCGCGGACGAGCAAGGCGGGAACAAUGCUUGCUGUCGCAAGGAGAUCAACAAGUACAUGGGAGAAGCCGAUAGCCAGCACGAUAUCCCCAAACCGCCAGCGUACAAGAAGAAGUCGGGUUGGAUCCACGCCUACCUCGUCGCCCAAAGCCAGCCGAAGCACCUCCGCCUAAUACUCGCCCAGCAUUGGCUUUUCCACACCUGGAGAAAUAGGUUGGAGAGCAGGUUGAUCGGAUCUUGUAUCAUGGCGAAUGCCGCAACUUCCCUGCUGUGGAAGAUUUGCGACGUAGCCGAGGCCCAGCUCAUCAGCUUUCGCCUGCAAUCCUUGUCUAGCAUGUUACUGAGCUUGACGAUCCAGACGGCGGCGGGUGAUCAUGAACAAGACACUGUCGUGGCUAGCAUUGUCGCGCAGAUGAACCAGAUCGUUGCUGAGGCGUAUGAGAGGGAUGCUGCAUAUAAGGAACUGAUGCGUAAGCAGGGUGAGAAGCGUCAAAAGGGCAUAGAAGACGCCGCCACUGCUGGACAUGGAGGUGCUGCACCCGCGCAAGGAGAAGAUGAAGAUGGCGCUGGAUCUGAACCACCUGAGCUGACACGUGAACAGCGUCGCCAAAAGUACACGCAGACUAAGAAGACCCGAGGACGAACACGCAACACCAAUCGUCCUGGUGCCCCACGUUCUUGCGGUACUACUUCAGGAUCUGCCAACAUUCCCAGCACUGCUUCUGCCUCAGCAUCUCAAGGUCGCCUGUCUCCAAAAGAGCAAAAGCAAUACAUUGACGAAGCGGUAGGUGAACUCAGGACCGGUAGUGAGACUUUCAUUGUUGCCGCAGGAGCGCAGGCCGAGAACAUCCGAGACGGUGCUGCUUUCAACUCAGGCCUGGUGUCACGCGGCAGUGAGCGAGUGGAUAGCAGCGAGCGAGUGACCAGCAGCCAGCGAGCGGUCGAAAUCGGACGAUCUCGGAGGGAGGAGAAGGACUCUCGGUCUCUGGCUCUCACGAGUCGUGGUAGUAGUGGUUCCUCGAGAGCAUCGACUGAUUACGGCAAUGCCUUUGAUGACGAUGUUUGCGUAGAUGGCGCAGACGAAAUUGGCCAGAGUGCGAUGUGCUGUCGAGAGAACGUGGUUGUCAUGAAGCUGAGAAGUCAUGCAUGCGUGAAAGUAAAAAGUCGCGGUGCCUGUUCCCGCCAAUCGGACGUCGGGCUGCCACGUAAACCCGAGGGCUUCGCGGGAUUCGACAUUUCUAUCCACCUUUUCCAUCUACCUUUUCCAUCCACUUUUUCUAUCCACUUUUUCUGUCUACCUUUCCUAUCCACCUUUCCUAUCCACCUUUCCCAUCCACCUUUUCCAUCCACCUUCUCUGUCUACUUUUUCCGUCUACCUCAUCCACCUUUUCUGUCUACCUUUUCUUUCCACCACCCUUGUGCUGCCUAA
Molecule: messenger RNA, 3723 nt
Organism: Pseudocercospora fijiensis CIRAD86
Lineage: Eukaryota; Fungi; Ascomycota; Dothideomycetes; Mycosphaerellales; Mycosphaerellaceae
Exons: 26
Coding region: 1-3723 (1240 amino acids)
Source: RefSeq, a predicted model, not a curated record